This is a messenger RNA of Paramecium pentaurelia, 2219 nucleotides long. The record is from the annotation of a GenBank genome assembly. Lineage: Eukaryota; Ciliophora; Oligohymenophorea; Peniculida; Parameciidae.
AUGAAAGUAUUGGAUAUCUUAGAAAAUGAUGACAUCUACUAAAGCACAUUCUCUAACACAAUUAAAGAUACCAAUAGCUAAAAUCCUCCAUCUCCUCUAUCUAAAUUGCCAAUUUAUAAAAGUAAUGGAUCUAACCCAAUAUCUACAAUCUAAAAUUCAAGAAGAGAGAGUAACUCAAAUACCCCAGAAAGUUGGAAUCACACAAAUAUUUAGAAUUGUGAUCAAUAAUCAUAGAUACAUUAAUAGAUCAAUAGUCAUAAUGAGUAACCAAUUGUGAUCAACUAAUAACAGUAAAUUUCUGAAUAGUUCAGCCUAAAAGAAAUAAUAAAAUUACCUAAUGAGAAUGCAUAAAUUGUUGAAUAACCUAAAAAUUUAGAAAUCACAUCUUUGAUUCAUUAAAAAAGUUAAAACAUCAUGCCACAAUCUAUAAAAAUUCAUAAUCAUUAAAAAGAAAUAUAGCUUAUUAUUUUCUUAGAUCAAAAUGAAUUAAACACUAUCAACAAAUCUCAAGAUUCAAAAUAAAGAAAAUAGCAGCCAUCUGUAGAUCAUAUUGAACAGAAGAGAUUUUAUACACUAAAUCAGAAUCAAUAAAAAUCAUAAUAAUAAUAAGAAGACACCUUGAAAGAUAGAAAUUUUAAAGAAUUAAGUGGACAUUCUGGUGAAUCUGUUUACAAUUAAGUUGUAAAAAUAAAUACUUUAUAAUAAAAAAUGAAAAAAGAAAAGGAGAACACUCAGAUUAAUUGGAUAGGUAGUUUAAGAAAUAAGUAAAAUAUAUUAGAAAAAACCAGUAAUGAAAUUAUCUAUAAUUUAAUUUUUCCAAAUUGAAAAUAAUACUUUAAAUGAUAUAUACGUUAUUUUAGCAAAGAAUAAUAUAAAUGAAAUAUUUAUUUAUUAUUGGAUUUGUUUAUUUGACUCUUGGUAAUUCAAUCGUAUGAAAAAAAACAUCAGGUAGUCAUAAUAAUUAUUUGUUAGAAUAGUUAUUCCCACAUCUAAUGGAUUGGCUCAAAAAUAAAAAUAGAAGGGGGAUCAAGCUUUGUCUUUCAGUGCUCUCAUCUAAAUCAUUUAAUAAACAUGCGAAGAACUAUUUCAAAACACUGAAAAUUCAGAGUUUAUCAAGUCGUUUUAAUAAUAAAUAUUCUGUUAGAGUAACAUAAUUAAGAUAUUGAAAUAUUGUUAAGAAAAAAAAAGUUUGAAUAUGUUAGGGUAGAAAGUAUAGAGAAACUAAUUAAAGAUGAAUUCUAAUAUUAUUCUAACUACUUCAAAAUUAUGAUCAAGGAUAAAGAAAAAAUGAUUGAUUAAAUCAAAGAUCAUAGUAAAUUGCAAGAUAAACUUAACUGCAGAAAAAUUAUAAAAAACUUUAGAAAUAAUUGAGUCUAAAACAAUUAUAGGAUUAUUUAAACAACAAUCUGAAGAAAUAUAGCUUUAUUUAACUCAUGUCGACCUGCUAUUAAAGACAAAAAAUUUUCAAUAAGAUUAAGUAAUUCUUUAAUUUAUCUAGUUUGAAAUAAUAAAUCUAAUUUCAAUGAUAAAGAAUGUCUUACUAGACAUGAAAUUUAGUAUAUAAAUAAAAUCCAAGAUGAUAAUAUUGCUACCUUUGAAAUAAUGAAUUUUUUUGAAAAUACUAAAACUACUCAUUAAAUAGCAUUCGAAUAUUUUAAGAAUGAAUCUAUUUAAUUCUUAGGUAAUAAAUUAUUGUAUUAAAUAUCAUAGGCAAUUUAAUAAAAACUUGGGAAUAAUCAUUUGAGAAUUAAAAUGGAAUAUUCAAAGAUAAUAUAGAAUUUUUUUAGACCAUUGAAAAAUUAUCAGAUGAGACUAAUAAAAUUGAUGAUUCUCUUAAUUCAACCUCAAAAUUUAAAAAAUACUCUAAAAAAUCUAAAAAAGACAGUCUAAUUCUUAGAGCAUUCGGAUUGAUUAAAUAGAGUUAUAUACAUUUUAUCUAUAUGUAUAUCCAUAAAUUGAAAUCAUUUAUUAAACAAUCACAAAUUUUUUCGAAUGAUCUUUAGAGUGAAUGGCUUAAUCUUUAUUUUGAAGAUCACUUUGUAACUUACAGAGGAAUUUUAUUAUAAUGGAGAAAUACGUUUGUAUAAAUGUAACACAGUAUAUGUUAUUUAUCAUGGUAGCCAUAUUUUUCUGUUUUUCGUUUCUUACAAAAAUUAAUGUUCUACAAAAUAAUUCAUGGAAUCUGUUAUGGUGGAAGUAGUUAAUAAUAACAAACAUGA